This is a messenger RNA of Trichoderma citrinoviride, 1026 nucleotides long. RefSeq lists its product as hypothetical. The coding region runs from base 1 to 1026 and encodes 341 amino acids. The transcript is spliced from 2 exons. Lineage: Eukaryota; Fungi; Ascomycota; Sordariomycetes; Hypocreales; Hypocreaceae. The record is from RefSeq and is a predicted model, not a curated record.
AUGCUCGCACAAUCUAUUUGGGCUCAUGAUCUGCCUAUCGUCAGUGUUGUAGGCCUUCUCACGUCCAUAGUGCGCUCACAUGCAAGACGGUAUUUUGAGCGUACUAUUCCAGAAUGGCCUCAGCUUGACGAGGCAGUUAAGAGCCGAUUAGCGGUCGAGGUGGGCGUCAUACCAUCUCGAGUUGUUCUGUUCUACCUCACUCUACCGCUGGUGCUAAAGGGCUUUUCUCCAAUGGACUCAUGGACUGCUAAUGAUACAGCAAAGUCCUUAACAUCAUGUGCUAUUCUGACUGGAUCUUACAUCAUUGAUCUUACUGUCACGAGGAACGAUAAGGCCUCUACGUUGCACCAUGUCAUGGGCCCAGCUCUGCUUCUUUGGAUACGCCUCUGUUUCUCUUCGUUCACAUCCUCGGAUGCGCUUCUCUGCCGGCUACUCAUCCAGUUUGUUUUCUUUGGAGCGACAAUUUCUGGUGCCACAACGACGGCACUUGUAUUUCUGUAUCAAUUCAGAAAGACGUGGUUCCGCUCUUCUACCAGCAGCGCUUACUUCUAUUUCACAUUGCUUCUCCCGGUUUUGGCCUUAUCUACGAUCGCCAGCACUUUUUACUGCACCAUCUAUCUUCUGGUCUGGUUCGACGAGGCUUUUGCUUAUUUUGGUCAUUGGGGCUAUCUCCCGCUGGGGUGGGUGUUAGUGGAGUGUGGUAUGCAGUGGAAGUGGUUGAUGUGGUUCUACAACUUUGAUGAAUGGUACCGUACGACGACGUACGAAAGCCCUGAGGAAUCAGACGAACUCAAGAACAAAAUGGUAAAAGUGGCUGCCGCAGCAUGGUGGCUACCAAAGUGGCGGUUUGCGGCAAUCAAAUUUCUGGCUGCGGCAUGGUUUGCUACAGUACUCGGGGUCACUUGGAAGACUGGCGAUGUACAAUGCUUGGCCAGGGAAUUUGGCAGGUUUGUCUCAGACAUUUGGCGCGAGGGCUUAGGCCUUGGUAGAGACAAGGUCAGGAUCCAAAACCAUGUAGAGUUGUGA